CAUGACAAGACGCGCAAGUGCGGAUACUUUACGGGGUUAGAAUAAUAUAAUUGCUUCAUACUUUUCAUUUUUAAACCGUGUAAAAAACAAACAAGGCCGAGUAAAGUAGACAGCAUAUCCUUGUCUUUGGCUUUGUUCCGUUUUCCCUUCUCAACAACCUAUUGCUAUGGCAUCUCUCACUCGAAGAGAGAAGGAGAGAUGUCCCACAGCAGGGAACCGACGGUAUUGGACAGAUGCGCCUCAAUGUAAAUCAUCCAGAUUUUACUCUGAGACUGGGAGCGGUACAUUACUACACGAGGACUGUCAAUCAACAGAUCGCCCCUCUCCAGAGGGUGCAGGGUCCAACGCCGACCCUCAUGGAGUUCCGUGGCCAAAAACGGAUGUCCCAUCCCGAGAGUCUCUGACGAGACCCUGCGCCGGAGGACCUGGGAUUACCAGUGGAUUUGACACUGUUAGACCCCCCAUGGUGGGAAGUUGGAGCGUUCGGAAAUCUGACGGAAAAGUUAUUUGUGAGCAUUGCACGGCGACUGUGGCUAUACUAAAGAUACACGCACGGAGCCUCGUCAUUCCUCAAUAUAUCUCAAGCAAGGACUCCACCUUGUCAGCCUAUCUCCACGACAACCUCAAAACCCACAGUGGUACCAUAGACGUCUGGGCUGUGGAGGACGAGCAGAGUGGCUGUCACAUCUGUGGUGCCCACCUGAGCCAGCUGAAGCAGGAGGCCAUCCACCUGAUCCUAGCCAGGGAGGAGCGUGCCAAGUGGGCCACUCCAUCUCCCGCCAAGCCCCUUCCUGGAUCCACCUCCACCAAAGCAGCACCAUCUAGCCCCCAACUCUCACGCUCUGCCAGAACCCAAGGUUCCUCUGCCAAGCCCUCCCCUGGACCUCGAUCCACCACCUCCACAGCACCAUCUAGCCCCCGCCUCUCAGGCUUCACCAGGAGUCAAAGCCCCCAGAAGACCCACCCUAGGAGGAUCCUGAAACCCACCCCAGCUGAGAUGGAGAGAUGGGUUGAGGAGCAGCAGCACCUGGCCUCCUCCGAAACAAUGUCCAGCAAUAAUGGAGUCACCAUCUUUCCCUGUCAGUUUUCAGAGGAGUUCUCAGAUGGACCGAAUGAGACUGUGGCUGUCCAGAGCAGUCCAAUGGCUCCUGCAAUUUUGUCCUUUCUGGUCAGGGCAGCCCAGAAACUGAGCCUGACAUCGAGGAGGAAGAGCCAAAUGUCUGCCCCCUCUCCCGUGUCUCCUCUCCCCCGUUACAACACCUGCUACAGGGGCAUCAUCCAGAGGUCUCCACCCACAGUCCCCACCUGCCUCCUUCAAGCUGCCAACCAACUCAAAGACGCACCCAACUUUGGCAAGGUCAAAGUGGUGCUGCGAGUCUGCCCCUCUCCCACCGUGCCCCCUUCCCAACCCCAGCCACCCAUUCUUAGGGUGGACCCAGCCAAGAGAAGGGUCACCUUUAUUGAUCCUACCACCAACCACAAUCAACAGCCACACUCCAACACCACGCUGGGGACACACGCUGGGGAAGCCAAGGGCCACUCUAAGUCAUAUGUCUUUGACGCAGCCUACCCCCUAGAGUCAACCCAGGCGGAGGUGUGUGUAGGUAUUCUGCCUGACGUCAUCCGUUCUGUGGUCAACGGGGCAGACGGAUGUAUUCUGUGUUUUGGACACGGUGAAGCGGGGAAGUCGCACACCAUGAUGGGUAGUGAUAGCAGCAGCCAGAGUUUAGGGGUCAUCCCGUGUGCCAUCUCCUGGUUCUACAGUCACACAGAGAGGAGGAGGGAGAGGACUGGGGCCAUCCUGGCUGUGUCUGUGUCCGCUAUGGAGGUCUGUGGGGAGGACGAGACCCUCAGGGACUUACUGUCAGGCAACCUCCAGGACAGCCCAUCAGCAGACCUUUAUCUCUUUGAGGACCCCAUCUAUGGAAUACAGCUUCGGCACCACAGUGUGGUAUCUGCCCCCAACGCCGAGAGAGCUGCCUUCCUGCUGGAUGCAGCCAACGCAUCACGCCACCGUGCCGGCGGCCCGACGAGUGGAGCUCGCAGUGACAUCACCACACCAUCGUCCUCCUCCAGCUCCCAUAUGUUUUUUACUCUGCACGUCCAACAGCAGUUCGCAGAGGGCAGCGGCAAAGUACCAGGGGGUCAUAGCAGGUUGAUCAUGAUAGACCUGGCUAACAGUAUAAAGGGGACCAGUAGAACCAGUGACAGCAGAACAGGACGUCCUGAGUCUGAACUGGGCAGUGUUAUACUGGCCCUACUCAACAAUGGAAACAAAAACAUCCCCUACAGAGAUAGUAAAGUGACCAUGCUGCUACAGGAGUCUCUGGGUAAUAUUAACUGUUAUACGACCGUGCUGGCCCAUGUGAUUGACUCACCAGAACACUUCCCAGAGACACUCUCCACUGUCCAAAUUUCCUCGCGCAUUCGCAGGACACAGAAGAAGGCAAACCAUUCAACAUCCUGCUCUCCCAGUGGUAGAAGUCUGACUAGAGAGAGGAGUGGAGGGAGUAGUCCCUUCUCUCUCAGAGCGUUUCACUCUACCAAUGCUGUGGACUCUGACCUCAGUGACCUGCCCCAGCUCAGGCUCGGUGGCGACCUGCUGGAUAACCACUCCAGCAGCAACCAGUGCUGUGACACGGUCAUCCACGUCAACCCCGAUGGCUCGGUCCAGCAGCCCAGUGCGGAGCUGACCCAGCAGGGCCAGGGCCAGCCGGAGUUUACCCCCAUUAUCCACUCUCUACACCAGAAUAAGGCUGAAGCGGAAUCGGAGGAUGCUGAGCUUUCUGCUCUAAAGAAAGAGCUAUUGCAGCACCUUCUAAACAUCAUGCCCAGACUGCAGGGAGAGAAGAAGAAGAAUGAGGGCAUCAUCCAAGAACAACUUCCUCAGAAUACAGCAGAAGUGGGCCAAUGUGAGAGGAACUUAAGUCUUAAGUGUGACACUUUCGCAGAGCUGCAGGAGCGACUCGGGUGCAUCGACGGCAGCGAAACAGUUACCAAGUCAUCGUUAAAAGAACCUUCUGCCAUGACCGAGUCCCUUCCAGUCCCCCAAGAUGGCUCAGGCAGAACUGAGACUGUGGAGAAUACCUCCUUCUUGAAACUACUGAAUAUGAAGGUGAAGUGGUGUGAGCUUUCCAUUGUGGGCGAGAAAGAGAGCCUGGUGACAGAUGGCAGUCUUCCGGUCGACAGUUUUCAGAGAGAGGACUCUGGUCUGUAUGACUGUGAGGAGGGAAGUGCAGCCAGCUCCAAAGAGGACCAACCAAACCCCUGUGGCUCUAUCAGUAUACAUCCAGGCUGCCAGGACCAAGGCAACCCCCCUGAGUACAGCUUUCUUCCGCAGCACAGUGACAUCUACACUCCAAUCAGCCCGGUGCCAAGCUCUCAUCCUCCUCUGUCUCUUCUUCCCCUGCCUCUGGAGCCAGCUGGAUACCCAGGGAGGUCUGGCUUGCUGCAACACCAGACCAGGACCUCUCCGGCGGGCAAGAGCACUCCGAUAUCCCCCUCUCUCUCUCCAUCCCUCCUCUCCCCCUCGUCCUCCACCACCUCCUCCUUGGCUACCAGUGUUCUCCUAGGAGAGAUGAUCCUUCCCCAGCUUUCCAAGCUGCCUACUACAGAGUCGGACCUGAAGGAGAUGAAGGCCACCAUCACGGUCAUGGUCCAGCAGCCGUUGGACCAGACGGGUCAGGAUGAGCUGGUGUUCACCAUGGUGGAGGAGGUGACCAUCAGCGGGGCGCUGGAGAGAGGAGGCCGGGCAGGGAACAUCAUUAGGAUCAGGGAUGCCCACUCCUCCUCUGGCCAGGCUUCUUCAGGGUCAGUACUGGGUUCCCUUCCCAUCAGGAUUAUCAGUAACAUUAGUGAAGAUUCUACAGGUUCCACUAUCAAGGCCAUGGACCCUGCUACUACCACUAAGAUCAUGGCUGUGGAAGUCAACACCAAACCCAAAGCCAUGUCUUCUCUCUCCAGGGUGGAGAACCGGGUCUUGCCCUCCUUUAUAAACCCCUCGCUCGCUGACCUCAGUAGGAGUAGUGAUGCGGAGGGGUCUCGUCAUCGCCGAGGGGUUUCUAACACCCGUUUCACGCGAGCGGAUGCUUAUGCUGAACCCGAGAAGAAAGAUCAUCUAAAAAGUUCAGGAAGUAAAACGGCGAUGGAGACAGAAGGUGCGUUCUAUAUUACUGAGAGGAAUCACGAGAAGAGUACCAACGAGAGCGUUUUGAUGCCAGGUGAAACUAAUAGUAUUGCAUCAUGUGACACACAUGCCUGGGAGGAGACCGGUUGCUAUGAGAUGAUGUCAUUAGAGAAUAGGGCCAGAGGGAGAAGUGGUAACCAAGCAGAAAGGAGCUAUCCCAGAGGAGGGGAGUUCACCACCUGUUCCCUAACCUGUUAUGACCGGGUCUUACCUGUUCCAUCUUCCCUAAUUACUCCAAAGACACCAGGGGACAGUAGUGAAAGGAGCAGGAAUACACCAGAGAACUGUAUCCCUGGUUACCUUCUAGCUACCCACCACAAAACAGCCAGUCUACCAAGAGGCUGGCAUAAUAUCAACAAGCAGGAGAGCUAUGUAAUGAGCGAGGAGUAUAAAGAUAAAGCCCCAGACGUUACAUCAUCCACCCCUGGUAGUCCCUGGAUGACCCUGGAGAGGAGGCCAUCCUCAGCCAGGCAGGGGAUCUUCUCCUGUGCCAGGGAGAGCCUCCCUCUCCCCUUCUCACCAGCUCGGAAGUACAGCCUGGAGCAGCAGCAGAGACAGAGAACUAGUAACAGUCCUCUCAGCACAGCCAGUAGUUCACCGUUGGAGCCCAAGCCAUCCACUCGGAGUGUUAGACAUGAUAGCGGCAAGCUGGAAUCUCCCAUAGAGGAAAGCAGUAGGCUAUUCAGUGCUAAAUUAGAGCAGUUGGCAAGCAGGACCAACUCUUUAGGUAGAAAACCACUGGAGUUCCACACUCUGGACCAAGGCAGUAGCCUAUCCUCUGUGAGCUCCAUGGGGAGCUCCAAGGGCUCCAAAGGGAGUUGGGAAGAGGAGUCCAGCCAAUCCACCCUACACCGGGCCAGCAGGAGCCCCAGGAGGGCCCCUAGGUCCAUUCCCUUGACUGACAAAAACACCUCCUACACAGCCCAUUCUCCCAAAAUCAACAGGUCAACCUUUAUAACUGAGCCCAACACCACCACCUCCACAGCCCUCCAGUCUCCUAGAACCAGCCGAUCUAAGCUCUCCGCGGUGGGGAAACUGAUGAUGACCAGCCCUAAGGUCCGCCGGAUAUCCAUCCCCAUCCCCAGUACCAAGAACCUCAGCUUCUCCCCCAAGGCGUUCCGUCAGUCCAUCAACAGGAGCGCCAGUCUGUCCCCUGAUGGGAAGAGACCUGAGCAUGGUCCACCCUGGUCCACCCAGUCUCUCAGCCGAAACCAGACCCCCUCGCCUCAGACCCUACCACCACGCCUCAUAACAAAGUCCCCCGUCCGGGUAAUCAACGGGCGCAUCUCAGAGCUCCUGCAGAUCGGCAGAGAGCCCUACCCCUCUGGCGGGGCCUCCGGAGGACUAGUUCUAGACAAGAUGGCAGCAGCGGCUGGAGCUGCCUGUAGAUCCAUGGGAGAGGUUCAUCCUGUCCACCCUGUACCCUCACCCUAUGCCAGGGUAACAGCGCCUCGCAGGCCCAACCACCUCAGCGGGCACGCCAGUGAUGUCACUAGUGUGUUGAGCGGGGAGCUGCCCCCGGCCAUGGGUAAGACAGCGUUAUUGACCAAUAGGAACAGCGUGGUGAGCAGUGGCUAUGAGAGCAUGGUUAGGGACAGCGAAGCCACAGGGAGCAUUACCUCCAACAGAGACUCUAUCAGCAAUAAGAGCUGUUCUAUGAUCAGUGUGACCCGAAAUGAGAGGAACCCCAAAAGGAGGAGCAGCAACGGUUCACACCCGUGGCAUCUGUCCAAUGACAUGUCCCAAUCUCUGAGGAGGUCUGCCAGUGGGCCCAGGUCUCGCUGGGUGGACAGGGGCAUCUCAGAGGCCUACGAGAUCAAGGUCUAUGAGAUAGAUGACGUGGAUAGGCUGCAGAGGAGAGGAGGAGCAGGCAAACAGGGAAUAGCCUGCUUCAGUGCCAAACUCAAGUUCCUGGAGCACCGUCAGCAGAGGAUUGAAGAGGUGAGAGCCAAGUAUAACAGCCUGAAGAGAGAGCUGGUGCUGGCCAAACAGAAUCUCAUGCUGGAGCCAGGGAAAUGGAACCAAGAGUUUGACCUGUGGCAGACGUUUGAGGUUGACUCCCUGGAACACCUGGAAGCAUUGGAGGUGGUCACGGCGAGGCUGGAGAGCAAGGUCAACCUCUGCAAGGCCAACGUCAUGAUGGUCACGUGCUUCGACAUCGCCACCAAGCGGCGGCAAGCACGGAGACGCCGUCGGACGGAACAGCAGCAAGGAUUCAUGGGAAUUUAGUGUCAUUUUGUUCCCAUUGUUGUUAAUAGAUGUACAAAGAGAGAGAUUUACAAAGAGAGAGAGAGAGAGAGAGAGAGAGAGAGAGAGAGAGAGAGAGAGAGAGAGAGAGAGAGAGAGAGAGAGAGAGAGAGAGAGAA
Oncorhynchus masou masou (cherry salmon) is the source of this 6552-nucleotide messenger RNA. RefSeq names its product kinesin-like protein KIF26B. The transcript is spliced from 15 exons. Gene Ontology annotation, molecular function: microtubule motor activity; ATP binding; microtubule binding. The record is from RefSeq and is a predicted model, not a curated record. The coding region runs from base 167 to 6415 and encodes 2082 amino acids. Gene Ontology annotation, biological process: microtubule-based movement. NCBI's taxonomy places the organism in Eukaryota, Metazoa, Chordata, Actinopteri, Salmoniformes, Salmonidae.